This is a messenger RNA of Penicillium diatomitis, 978 nucleotides long. Its product is annotated as arabinan endo-1-5-alpha-L-arabinosidase C. Gene Ontology annotation, molecular function: arabinan endo-1,5-alpha-L-arabinosidase activity. Lineage: Eukaryota; Fungi; Ascomycota; Eurotiomycetes; Eurotiales; Aspergillaceae. The record is from RefSeq and is a predicted model, not a curated record. The coding region runs from base 1 to 978 and encodes 325 amino acids. The transcript is spliced from 4 exons. Gene Ontology annotation, biological process: carbohydrate metabolic process.
AUGCGGGCCAUUUUCCUCUGCUUCCUCUUAUCCGCAGUCACAAGUGCCUAUCCAGCGCGUGGCCCAUGUACGGGAGAUUGCUGGACUCAUGAUCCUUCAAUGAUUCGCCGCGAGUCCGAUGGCACUUAUUUUCGUUUCUCUACUGGCACGGGGGUCAAUACAAUGAUGUCUCCCUCGUUGCAGGGACCCUGGGCAGAUGUUGGUCGAGCAAUGCCCAAUGGGUCGAUCAUUCAUGUUGACGGGGUCGACAGCAACGAUAUAUGGGCCCCCGACGUCCACUACCAAGAUGGAAUCUACUACAUGUACUACGUUCUCUCCAAACUGGGCACACAAACUUCCGAAAUUGGCGUAGCCACCUCCAGCACCAUGGAGCCCGGCUCCUGGACCGACCACGGCAUCGUGGGAAUCCCCGCCAACAACGCCUAUAACCGUAUCGACCCGAACUGGGUCACCAUCAACGGGCAGCAGUACCUCCAAUUCGGUUCCUACUGGCAAGGACUGUACCAGGUCGCCCUUCAGAGUCCACUGCACGUGGGUUCGGAUGCGCCGCAUCAGCUUGCGCUCAACUCAAGCUUGAAUCACCGCAUCGAAGCCCCCUUUUUGUACCAGCAUGACGAGUACUAUUAUUUGUUCUACAGUGGUGGUAUUGCUGGUUCCUAUACCGCUACGUACCCGGCGCAGGGCGAGGAGUAUCGGAUCGAUGUUUGCCGGUCGACCAGUGGAACUGGCGGAUUCGUUGAUCAAACGGGCAAAUCCUGCCUUGAAUCAGGAGGUACCUUGAUCCUCGCCAGCCACGAUCAAGUCUAUGCACCCGGUGGACAGGGCGUACUGAACGACAAAGACCUCGGCCCUAUUCUGUACUAUCAUUACUACUCUCUCGCUGCCAAGCAAAGUGGCGGCGCCGGCAUCGAUGGCUAUCUCUAUGGAUGGAACGAGUUGGACUUUUCAUCAGGCUGGCCUGUUGUGAAAGCUGUUUGA